CUGCACUUAAUGUUUAUGAUGUUGGGACAGGUUUUGGAUCUAAUGGUUCGCAUGCUAGGAUUCUCUGAUGAGGAUAAGCAAAGAAUAGGCGUUGCUCAACAAGGUGCAAGCACAGGUGUUGUACGAGGAGUUCUUCGGCUGCCUGGUCGCCUGGUUGGAGGCAUCUUGGGAGGAAGUUUGACGGAAGCAGCUGCAAAUGCAGGAUCUGAUAACCAGUCCUUUGCAGAUAUGUGGGUUGACUUUCUUCUCAAAGAAACAGAAGAAAGAGAGAAGGGAGAAUCAUCAGGAAAUACAGGUACUACACCCACUGAAAUUCCACAUGAUAAAAGUCCAAAUACUAUUUCUGCUAUUCCCCCACUUCCCAAUCAAAGGUUUGCAUCUGUUCCCCCACUUUCCAAUCAGAGGUUUGCAUCUGCUUUUCCAAUAAAUUCAACUAGUCAAAACAUUAGUCCUCUCCCUCCUAGCUAUUUUCAGCGUCCUGAAAAUUUUGGUUCCGAGUUCUCAACAGUUCCUCUUACACCAUCUGAUGCCAAAACUACUGGUUCAAACCAGCUUCCGAGAUACUGAAUAGACACAAUUAAUCUAAGGUAUAUAUAAAUAUAAUUGUUUGUUAAAUUGUAGGCAUGCGAUCUUGUUUUAUUAUUCCUUUUUCAUUCAACGAUGAGAUGAGAGUUCUUUUCACAAUAGGGGGAGGCAGGGGGUACUUCCAAAAGUCUUUUGUUUCCACUGCCUACGUUAUAUGUCAUUCUGUGUGCAUUCACGUAUAUAAUAUUGGGAAAAAAAUCCUGUUGUAGAUGUCAAAUAAUAUCAUUAUCUCUUCAAUAUUAUACUUAAACCAGUUAGCAGCUAUAAUUUAUUCCCUAUUCUGUAAUGCUGCAUGCAUAUUUAUUUGAUACGAUGUUGUAUUUGGGCAUUCAUCAUUUAUUCCAA
Molecule: messenger RNA, 930 nt
Organism: Cicer arietinum (chickpea)
Lineage: Eukaryota; Viridiplantae; Streptophyta; Magnoliopsida; Fabales; Fabaceae
Biological process (GO): endoplasmic reticulum to Golgi vesicle-mediated transport; Golgi organization
Cellular component (GO): Golgi apparatus
Molecular function (GO): small GTPase binding
Source: RefSeq, a predicted model, not a curated record